AUGACAGACUCCAAGUAUUUCACAACCACCAAGAAAGGUGAAAUAUUUGAGCUCAAGGCUGAGCUAAACAGUGAUAAAAAAGAGAAGAAAAAGGAAGCUGUAAAAAAAGUCAUCGCAAGUAUGACUGUUGGCAAAGAUGUUAGUGCUCUCUUUGCUGAUGUUGUCAACUGUAUGCAGACGGACAAUCUGGAGCUGAAGAAGCUGGUCUACCUGUACUUGAUGAAUUACGCAAAGACACAGCCUGAUGUUGCCAUCAUCUCUGUCAACACGUUUGUUAGGGACUGUGAAGAUCCGAACCCCCUCAUUCGAGCAUUGGCAGUGAGAACCAUGGGUUGCAUUCGUGUGGAUAAAAUCACGGAGUACCUGUGUGAACCACUGCGCAAGUGUUUGAAAGAUGAAGAUCCUUAUGUCCGCAAGACUGCUGCUGUGUGUGUGGCCAAGCUGCACGACAUCAAUGCCCAGCUGGUGGAGGAUCAAGGCUUCCUGGAUGCACUGAAGGAUUUACUUUCUGAUUCCAACCCCAUGGUUGUAGCAAAUGCUGUUGCAGCCAUUUCAGAGAUUUUGGAAACCUCCACCACAGCUCAGCCCAGCCUGGAGAUGAACUCUGGAACUAUUAACAAGCUGCUGACAGCUCUCAAUGAAUGUACCGAAUGGGGACAGGUGUUCAUUUUGGAUUCAAUCUCAAACUAUGCACCAAAGGAUGAAAAAGAAGCACAAAGCAUAUGUGAGAGAGUAACUCCACGUCUGGCUCAUGCUAAUGCAGCAGUGGUUCUUUCAGCUGUCAAAGUCAUCAUGAAGUACAUGGAGAUUCUAGACAUCCAUGGAGACUAUGUGACCAUGCUGGUCAAGAAGUUGUCCCCUCCGUUGGUGACCCUGCUCUCUGCUGAACCUGAGAUACAGUAUGUGGCGCUUAGGAAUAUCAAUCUGAUUGUCCAGAAAAGACCUGACAUUCUGAAGAACGAGAUGAAGGUGUUCUUUGUGAAGUACAACGACCCCAUUUAUGUGAAGCUGGAAAAAUUGGACAUCAUGAUCAGGUUGACCAACCAGGGCAACAUUGCUCAAGUUCUAGCUGAACUCAAAGAAUACGCCACUGAAGUUGAUGUGGACUUUGUGCGCAAGUCGGUGCGCGCCAUUGGCCGCUGUGCCAUCAAAGUAGAGCAGGCAGCAGAGCGCUGCGUGAGCACCUUGCUUGAUCUCAUUCAGACCAAGGUCAACUACGUGGUUCAGGAGGCUAUCGUAGUAAUAAAGGAUAUAUUCCGCAAGUACCCAAACAAAUACGAGAGCAUCAUUGCCACUCUUUGCGAAAACUUGGACACUCUGGAUGAGCCUGAAGCCAGGGCCUCCAUGAUCUGGAUCAUUGGGGAAUAUGCUGAGAGGAUUGACAAUGCUGAUGAGCUGUUGGAGAGUUUCCUCGAGGGCUUCCAGGAUGAAAACACUCAGGUUCAGCUGCAGCUCCUGACAGCUAUUGUGAAGUUGUUCUUGAAAAGACCUACAGACACCCAGGAGUUGGUCCAGCAGGUUCUGUCUCUGGCCACUCAGGACAGUGAUAAUCCAGAUCUGCGUGACCGUGGCUACAUCUACUGGCGUCUGCUGUCUACUGAUCCAGCGGCAGCCAAAGAAGUGGUUCUGGCUGAGAAGCCACUCAUCUCUGAAGAAACUGACCUGAUUGAGCCCACCCUGCUGGAUGAGCUGAUCUGUCACAUUGCCAGUUUGGCAUCUGUAUACCAUAAACCACCCAAUGCAUUUGUGGAAGGACGAGGGGUUAUGAGGCGAUCAUUGCCACGCAACCAGUCUGGUGAGGCCGGAGUUAGUGACCUUACUGCCGAUGUCAGCCCACCCCCUGCUCAGCAGUCAACAGUGAUUCCUGGUGUGGACUCCCUCAUCGGGGACCUGCUGGACAUGGACAUCGGAGGCCCCACUCCCUACCAGCAGCAGCAGAUGAUGGGCCAGAUUCCUCCCUCUGUGCCAGCUUCCACCGGGGCUGUGGACCUGUUGGGUGAAGGCCUGGACAAUUUACUUGGUGGAGGUGGUGGCGGCAUGGAUACUCUGGGAGGUCUAAGUGACAUAUUUGGUAGCUCUGCUCAGACAUCAUCGUACACUCCACCACAAGAGGUAUGGUUACCUGCUGCCAAAGGAAAAGGCAUGGAGGUGACCGGAACCUUUGCAAGACGGAAUAAAAAGAUAUAUAUGGAACUUACAUUCACAAACAAAGCAAUGCAGCCGAUGAUGAACUUUGCUAUCCAAUUCAAUAAAAACAGCUUUGGGUUGCAACCUGCUAGCCCACUUCAGAUACAGUCUCCACUUCCUCCAAACCAGAGUGCUAGCACUUCUCUUCAUCUGAACACUCAAGGACAAAUACAGAAAAUGGAGCCACUCACCACUCUACAGGUUGCCGUGAAGAACAAUAUCGGGGUCUUCUACUACAGCUGCCAGAUCCCCAUGCAUGUGCUGUUUACGGAAGAAGGUGAAAUGGACAAGAAAGAUUUCCUGGCUUCCUGGAAGGAGAUUCCAGCCCAGAAUGAGGUCCAGUCAACAAUCACCAAUGUUCAGCACAAUGCAGAUACGGUCUCACAGAAGCUACGCAACAAUAACAUCUUCACUAUUGCUAAACGUAAUGUGGAGGGACAGGACAUGCUCUACCAGUCUCUGUCGCUGACAAACGGCAUCCGAAUUUUGGCUGAACUCAAGAUCCAACCAGGCAUGACCAACUUCACUUUGUCUCUGAAAUGCAGAGUCCAGGAUAUUUACCCCUUUAUUCAGCAAGCUUUUGACCAGAUUCUGCACAAUUAA
Messenger RNA from Candidula unifasciata, 2790 nucleotides. NCBI's taxonomy places the organism in Eukaryota, Metazoa, Mollusca, Gastropoda, Stylommatophora, Geomitridae. The record is from the annotation of a GenBank genome assembly.